This is a messenger RNA of Cydia fagiglandana, 3150 nucleotides long. RefSeq lists its product as uncharacterized. The record is from RefSeq and is a predicted model, not a curated record. The transcript is spliced from 2 exons. Bases 222 to 1178 code for a protein of 318 amino acids. NCBI's taxonomy places the organism in Eukaryota, Metazoa, Arthropoda, Insecta, Lepidoptera, Tortricidae.
CAUUGACGCCUCCUCUGUAUAACUAUGUAGUCAUGUUUAUGACGAGCCAUACGACACGAUAGUUUAAAGCACGAAGUGUGGAAAUUUUAAACUAUCCUCUGGUAUCCCUGUUUACAGCUAGCAACACCGCGUGCCUAUGUCCGCCAUUAUGUUUUUUCGUGCGAUACGAUUACGACUAGUGUCUUAAAAAGUAAUUAAAAUAUCUAGUGUAAGAACAUAAAAUGAACAGAAGAAAAUUGAAGAAGUUGUUGGAUAUCCUCGAUUACGAUUCGGAUGAAGCCCCUCGAACAGAUCGAAAAAAUCGAAUAAUAAGUUCGAGUGAUGAGGAUGAAGAACCACCUAAGAAGAAACGGAAGCGUAUUUUGCCUAUUGAAGAAUCUGAUGAUGAACAAGCUGAUGAAAAUAAAGAGAACAUCUUGCAAUUAAUUGGAGAGCCAGAUAUAAAAAAGAAUGUAAUUUCCAUUAACCCAAAAUUAGCGGAACUGUGGCAAAAUAUAAUACAGAAAGGAUUGGAUAAAGAAGGCAAAAAGAAAUUGGAAGAAAAAAUUCCCUCAAUAGAGAACUGCUUCGUUCAAGCCCCGACAUUAAAUGAGGAAAUUGAAAUAACACUAAACAAAAAUGCUAAAACCAGAGAUCAAAAACUGUGCGAAAAACAGACCCAAAUUGGGUUAGUUAUUGCUAACUUAAAUAAAAUGUUAAAAGAGCUAAUUAAUAAAAAUGAUAAAGAACAUGUGGAAAUGCUAGGUGACUCUAUAAGACUAUUAGCUGACCUCCACUACCUAGAAACCGAAACCAGAAAGGCAGUUAUUCUACCGGGCUUAAACAAGGCACUCAAGGAAACAUUAGAAAAAACGCAAACCACUACUUUCCUCUUCGGAAAUGAUUUACAUAAAAUCAUUAAGAAAAGUAAAGAAAUGGAAAAGUCUGUCAAGGAUAUUCAACAGAAUAAAGGUUUAAACUUUUGGAGCCCGUCCUCCACCAACAAUCAAAUGCAGGGCGGGCCAAGAAAAAAUUACCUAAGCAAAAUAAGAAUGUAUCAAAGAAAUUACUACCGGAACACAGCAGCAGCAGCAGCAGCAGCAGUCGGUCAACCCCGGAGAACCCAACGACAGUGGUCACCUCGUCGUCCAGUUCGAGGCAGACGUCACCACCUUCAUCGCCGAGACCACAAGAAAUAGCCGAGGUAUGUGUGGCUGGACGACUAACAUAUUUCUUUGACAAGUGGUCCAAAUUUAUUAAAAACAAAACAGUCCUCGAAUGGGUUCAUAAAGGUUACGAAAUACCUUUAAUAUCAACACCUAACCAGAAACAUAUACCAAAAAAUGAAAAGUUCACUUCUACAGAGAAACAAAUAAUUCAUGACUCAUUAAAUAAAUUAUUGAAAAUAGGGGCAGUAAAGUACUGUAAACCUGUAAAUAAUCAAUAUUUAUCAAAAAUAUUUUUUGUCCCAAAGCCAGAUGGAACAGCUCGAUUUAUCUUAAAUCUAAAAUCCUUUAAUAAACAUGUACUUACACAACACUUCAAAAUGGAAGAUAUUAGAACUGCCAUUAAAUUAAUCAACAGGGAGUCUUACCUUGCCUCCCUGGAUCUUCAGGAUGCUUACUUCUGUUUAAGAAUUCACACAAAUUCCAAAAAAUAUUUAAGAUUUCUUUUUGACAACAAUAUGUACGAAUUUCAGGUACUUCCAUUUGGUCUCUCCUCUGCUCCUUAUGUCUUCACCAAGUUGAUAAAACCUAUAACAACUUACCUCAGGGAACAAGGUCUACUUUCAGUCAAUUAUUUGGAUGACUUUUUAUUUAUUGGGAACUCACAGAUUGAAUGCUCUCAUAAUAUUUUAACCAGCCAAAACUUAAUAGAAUCAUUGGGUUUUAUAAUAAAUAAAGAAAAAAGUAACAUACAUCCCUCAAAGCAAUGUAAAUUUUUAGGUUUUGUUUUAGAUUGUUCUAAGUAUUGCGUAUCAUUACCAAACGAAAAACGCACCAACAUAUAUAAUAAAAUAAAAUCAUUCAUCCGUCUCAAACAUACUACUAUAAGAUCUUUUGCAUCGCUAAUUGGUAUUUUAAUAUCGAUUUGCCCUGCUGUUCCAUAUGGCCUAAUGUAUACAAAACGAUUGGAACGCCAUAAAUUUCUUAAUCUUACAAAGAAUGACAAUAAUUUUGAGGCUAAAAUGGUACUUACUUAUGAAGUAAAAGAGGAUUUAAAAUGGUGGAAAAAACAUGUCUGUUUGGCUAGUAAUCCUAUUAGGGAAGGUAUUCACAAAAUUGAGAUAUUCACAGACUCUUCUCGAACUGGUUGGGGUAUUGUAUGUGGUUCUAAAAGGUUACACGGUUUUUGGAAUAGAGAGGAUAGGAAAUCACACAUAAAUUAUUUAGAAUUAAAAGCUAUAUAUUUUGGCCUACAGUGCUUUGCUAAAGAUCUAAGAAAUUGUGAAAUUUUAUUGCGUUGUGACAACACAACUGCAAUAUCAUACAUUAAUCGAUAUGGAGGGAUUCAGCACAAACAUUUAAAUGAUCUUACCCGUCAAAUAUGGAAAUUUUGUGAAUUAAGAAAAUUAUAUAUAUUUGCUUCUUAUAUAGCUUCUAAAGAUAAUUACAUAGCAGAUAGAGAGUCGAGAAAUACUAACGAACAAACUGAAUGGCAGCUAUGCAAUGACGCAUUUAACAAAAUCAAAUUAAAAUUUGGAUGCCCAGCAAUUGAUUUAUUUGCAUCAAGAGAAAAUGCUAAAUGUAAAAGGUUUAUUUCUUGGCAUAUCGAACCUAAUUGCUGGGCAGUAGACGCUUUUACAGUUUCAUGGACAAAUUUAAAAUUUUAUGCUUUCCCACCAUUUUCUCUCAUUUUAAAAUGUUUAAAAAAGAUUGAAAUCGAUAAAGCAGAAGGAAUAGUGGUAGUUCCCUUGUGGCCGUCUCAAGCUUGGUUUCCUAUAUUUAUGUCUUUAAAAAAGUCACCCAUAUUGAAAUUUUACCCAAAUAGGUCAUUGUUAUCAUCUCCUUUCAGGGACCACCAUCCACUACACCAGAACCUUACACUGAUUGCCGCAGUAUUAUCAGCAAAGUCUACUUAAGAAAAGGAUUAACCUGUGAAAGUAUCAAUAUAAUUUUAAAUUCAUUAUCAGAUAAUACAAUAAACCAAUAUAAUUCAUGUUUAAAACAA